This is a messenger RNA of Knipowitschia caucasica, 249 nucleotides long. The record is from the annotation of a GenBank genome assembly. NCBI's taxonomy places the organism in Eukaryota, Metazoa, Chordata, Actinopteri, Gobiiformes, Gobiidae.
AUGGCUUACGAGGACAUCAGCACAUCUUUUUAUAUUGUAGAUAGCACUAACAUGAGUGAUGCAGUCGGAGUGACGCAGCAGCCUCUAGAAGCGACAGAGGUGUACCAAGAAAAGAUCGUCAAGACCUUUGAAGCCCGAUCCUCAGUGUGCCGUGUCGGCUUUAGCUCCCUCCCAUCCCCCUCCCCUUCGUCUGCAGUGCUGACGCAUCUGCCGCUUUUUACAUCACUUCAGCUGCCUUGCUCUAGAUGA